This is a messenger RNA of Aspergillus nomiae NRRL 13137, 561 nucleotides long. Its product is annotated as pre-rRNA-processing TSR2 family protein. Gene Ontology annotation, biological process: maturation of SSU-rRNA from tricistronic rRNA transcript (SSU-rRNA, 5.8S rRNA, LSU-rRNA). Bases 1 to 561 code for a protein of 186 amino acids. The record is from RefSeq and is a predicted model, not a curated record. Gene Ontology annotation, cellular component: nucleus. Lineage: Eukaryota; Fungi; Ascomycota; Eurotiomycetes; Eurotiales; Aspergillaceae. The transcript has a single exon.
AUGUCUCAACAAGAGAACCAGCCGAACCCCUCCUACCUCGACCUCGGCAUUACGCUCGCAAUCCACAACUGGCCCGCUCUCACGCUAGCCGUACAGUCGAACUGGGGCGGCCCAACGUCAUCCGAUAAGCGCGAUUGGCUCUGCGGUGCCAUUUCUGACAUGCUGAAUGAUCGGCCGGAGACGGAUGCGGAGGAUCUCGAGGACGUGCUCAUCCAGGUUAUGAAUGAUGAGUUUGACGUGGUUAUUGACGAUGAGAGCGCGGUGCCUGUUGCGGCUGAGAUUAUGGAGGUGAGGGAGUUGGUGGCGAAAGGCGAUAUCGGUCCUAUUAAGCAGAUGUGGGAGAACUACCAGACGAAGAGUCAGCAGAAGGCUAGUAAUGUUGCGGCGGCUUUUAAGAGGGGCGAGGAUGAGGACCAGGAUUCUGAGGAUGAUGAUGAGGAGGAUGAGGAGGAUGUUGAUAUGGGGGAGGCUCCUGCUUUGGUUAGGGCUCCGAAGGAGAAGGUUGAACCUGAGGUGGAUGAGGAUGGGUUUACUAAGGUUGUUGGAAAGAAGAAGCGUUGA